Messenger RNA from Dunckerocampus dactyliophorus (ringed pipefish), 2728 nucleotides. It is a transcript of the gene homer2, whose product is annotated as homer scaffold protein 2. Bases 449 to 1513 code for a protein of 354 amino acids. The record is from RefSeq and is a predicted model, not a curated record. Gene Ontology annotation, cellular component: cytoplasm; dendrite; plasma membrane. Gene Ontology annotation, molecular function: G protein-coupled glutamate receptor binding. Lineage: Eukaryota; Metazoa; Chordata; Actinopteri; Syngnathiformes; Syngnathidae. The transcript is spliced from 9 exons. Gene Ontology annotation, biological process: regulation of store-operated calcium entry; G protein-coupled glutamate receptor signaling pathway.
UAGGCGCAGGUGGACACCGCUCCGUGUCGCUGCUGCUGCUGCUGCUGCUGCUGCUAGCUCGCGCAGUCAACUCGAUCCCGCUGGGGAGAGGAAUAAAGUCAGACAGGUACACUCCAUUAAAUCGACGUCACUUUGAGGAAGAUAGCGAGGUGGAAGCUGUUUUUAAAUUGACUUUUACGGCACCGAUUGUGUGACGAGGUGAGCCUUGCAAGCAACGGCGACAAAACUUGGUUGACAGCAGCAGGAGGAGGAGGCACAGCUUGACAAACCUUUAACACCCCUCCACGAAAGUGCUCUCACGUUUCAGUUUCCUUUGAGCGACUUGAGGAGAAUGAACAUAAAACUCUAAAGCUCGCUGAUCAUCUGUGGACUUUGCGUUUUUAGAAGACACGUUAGAGCGCACAGAUCUUAAUAUCGCGGAGUUUUUUUUCCUGUCAAGUCGGCGACAAUGGGGGAGCAGCCAAUCUACACCACCAGGGCCCAUGUCUUCCAAAUCGACCCAACCACCAAGAAGAACUGGGUACCUGCAAGCAAGCAGGCUGUCACAGUCUCCUAUUUUUACGACAGUACACGCAACAGCUAUCGCAUCAUCAGUGUGGAUGGAUCUAAGGUUAUCAUCAACAGCACCAUCACACCCAACAUGAUGUUCACAAAGACGUCGCAGAAGUUCGGUCAGUGGGCCGACAGCAGGGCCAACACGGUGUUUGGUUUGGGCUUCAGCUCUGAGCAGCAGCUCUCUAAGUUUGCUGAGAAGUUCCAGGAAAUUAAAGAGGCAGCCAAGAUGGCAAGAGACAAAUCUCAAGAGAAGGUGGAGAUGCUAAGUAAUCACUCCCAGGAGUCUGGACGUGAAACGCCAUCAGCCAACCAGGCUUCGAGCAUUAAUGGAACUGAUGAUGAGAAGAUCUUUCAUGUCGGUCCAGAGGCUGCCCUGCUGAAGAAUGAGAACGAACUCCUCAAGAGUGCAGUAGAACAGAGCAACACCAGCGCCAAGAAGUGGGAAACUGAGCUGCAGACAUUAAGAGAGAAUAAUGCCAGGCUGGUGGACGCGCUGCAGGAGUCCUCGGCUAAUGUAGAGAGCUGGAAGAAACAACUCGGUGCCUGCAAGGAGGAGAGUGACAUGCUCAGGGAAAAGAUUGCAGAACUUGAAGCUCAGUGUAAUGAGGCCAGUCAGGAGAAGCAAAGGAAUGCCCAACUCUCCGUGCGUGUGCAGAAGUUGGAGGCCGAGUUGCAGGAAAAAGAGCAGGAGCUGGAAAACCUGAGGAAGCAGGCAGAGAUAAUCCCUCAACUCAUGGCCGAGUGUGAGAGCAUCACCUCCAAACUGCAGGCUACAGAAACAAAGAACAGAGAGCUGGAGGGGAGGGUCGACGUGCUUCACAUGGAUGUGGAAGACAGUCGACAGAAGCAGGGCAACAUGAAGGGCGAGCUGAAGAAGUUCAUGGACAUCCUGGACGGAAAGAUAGAUGAGCUGCACGAGUUCCGGCAGGGUCUGUCCCGGCUGGGCAUCGAUAACUGAACCAAGAGGCGGCUGGCGGAGCGGGUCGUUGGUCGGGUGUGACUGACUGCGGUACGUCUUCAGGGCACAAAAAAAAAAAAAACUACAUUACGUCACACCCACCCCAAAGUGAUAUCCACUGAGAGACUAUGGGCGUUACUCGGAGCAGGAUCAGUGCGCGCCACCGUGUGACCUCACUUGUUGUCACACUUUGAGAAACUCUUUGCAAGCUGGUGGUGGGUUCUUCUUCUCCACUCUCCAUGUGUUUGUGGCUUUCCAAGAGGGGACUCCAAGGGCUACAAGCACCAGCUGACAAAGGGAAUGCUGUAGAGUGUCACUUCAGUAAUAAUGAUAUGGUGUUAAUCCCUAUGCCCCCCACAGCGGAACUCUUACAGGUUGUCCUCGCUGUUGCCUCUUGUCUAUCUCAGGUGUGUCUCCAGACCCUUUGUGCGUUGAUGAAUAAUAGCCGUGAUGACACUAAGUGCCUCCGAGGGGCGGGGAGAGGGGCUCCGAAUGAUGCCAUCACCAUUUUUACUAAUGAAUGGAGGUAAAGAGAGGUCAUAAGUAAUUAGACCGACUGUCAGGACGCCAUCAAGCCCCCUCAUGACUCCUUUAGAUAGCAUUUACAUAGAAAAGUCAUGUCCCAAUAGCUUUUCUUUACACUCCACAUCAUCCCCAACCAACAGAAGCCAAUUUCACAGACACUUUAUAGGACUGUGUGUGUAUGUGUGUGUUUUUGUUGAUGUGCUUCCUUACACUAAAGUUUCUGUUCUGGUGGAGGUGGUGAUUAUUUGGGGUGAGUGGACCUGGUGCUGCUACUUGGGGGAAUAAUGUGAACGCUACUACCGAUGGACUUGUGGCUUUUGUCGUGUAUAAUUUGGGUGCCUCUCUUAGCAGUAAGUCAACAUGCCUCCACAGAUGUACAAUAAUAUUCAUAUAUGAAAUAUAGCAAACUUUCUGGCUUGGGAGGUUUUACCAGAGGACUUUAUACAACAAUCUUCUAUUUUUAAAUAUUUACUUGCUGCCAUAUGAACCAAUACUAUCAUGUACCUCCACCACUGUUGUAAAAAUUGGAAUUGCUGUGUCCAUAUGAAAACCAAAUGCACCUACAUAACAAAAUAUGACUUUUUUUUUUUUGUUUUGUUUUGUUUUGGAGCCAACAAUUCUUGUAAACGUUUGUGACUUCUCUUCAUUGUUGUACAAUACAACUGAUUGCUAACAUUUAGUUUAAUUACA